GUCUGUAAAUGCGCUCGACAGAACGAAGCAGGCUUCCUCCGACCCAACCAUCCCAUGGAACCCGAGUCCGAACCUCCGCCGCCGCCACUAUCAGCGGAGCCGCCCUCAGAACCUGGCGCUGAGGAGGACGCGGAGGCGGAGGCCCGCCGCCUCAAGUCCCUGGCGGAGGAGAAGCUUCUCUCGUCGUCUCUCAAGUCCGCCCUCAAGUAUGCGAAGCGCGCCGCCCGGCUCGCUCCCGACCUCGACGGCGUCACCCAGAUGGUCACCGCCCUCAAGGUCCUCCGCGCCGACCCCUCCGACCACUACAAGGUCCUCCGCCUCCCACCCUUCUCCACUCCGGCCGCCGUCCGCAAGCAGUACAAGGCCCUCGCCCUCAUGCUCCACCCCGACAAGGCCGCUGCCCACCCCCUCCCCGCCGCCGAGGACGCCUUCAAGCGCGUCGCUGACUCCUUCCGCUUCCUCUCCGACCGCUCCCUCAAGCGCGACUUGGACCUCCGGCUCCGCCUCUCACUAUCGGCCGCCGCCUCUGCGGAGGGCGAGGCCCCGAUCCCUCCCGUCACCUUCUGGACCGCCUGCACCACCUGCCGCCUCCUCCACGAGUUCGAUCGCAAGUACGUCGGUUACCGACUCGUGUGCCCUAGCUGCCGCAAGAGCUUCCUCGCCGUUGAGGUCCCUGCUGGAGACAAGCCGAGCGCCGCUCAUGAGAACGGAGCGAUGAAAGAUGAGGCCAGGGUUAGGGUAACUCGGUCGAGGUCCAGUUCCAGGCCUAGGAUUCCCCGGUUUCCGGCGCUGGUGGGGGAUAAGAAGAGGAAAACUAGGGUUUCGCCUUCCCCCGUUGCAAAGAUGCCCCGGCCGAGUGCGGAGAAGACUUUGGCGGAGAUACAGAUGGAGCUCAUCAAGGCGAAGGGAAAGGACAAGAGUAGGAACGGAGGGAAGGAGAAGGCUUUAGCUGCCGUGAAAAUGGAAGAAGACAAUGAUGUAAGCCUUAUGGCAGUGGAGGACUCCGAUUUCUACGAUUUCGACAAGGACAGGACAGAGAAAAGCUUCAAAAUGGGGCAGAUUUGGGCUAUAUAUGAUGAUGAUGAUGGAAUGCCACGGCAUUAUGGACUAAUAGAUGAGGUGAUAUCAUUCAAUCCAUUCAGAAUGACAAUGAGCUGGUUAGACAUUCAGUGCAAUGGGGAUGAGGCUAUGGUGCUGGGGGAAAAGUCGGGGUUGCAUAUUUCGUGUGGGCGGUUCAAGGUGGGGAGGAAGGUUGACAUAGAUUCUGUGAACUGCUUCUCCCAUUACGUCAAUUGUGAGAGAGCUGCAAGGGAGCUUUAUAGGAUUUAUCCUAAUAAGGGUUCUGUAUGGGCUCUCUACGGUGAGCAGAAUGCAAGAGAGGAUGGAAGGCACUACGAUAUUGUUGUUUGCCUCACCAGUCACAGUGAGAUGUACGGGUUGAGCAUCGCAUAUCUUGAAAAGGUGGUAGGUUACAAGACAAUAUUUAAGAGGCAAGCAAUCGGUUGCCAUGCUAUUAAGUGGCUCAAGAAAGAUGAUAUGAGGUUGUUUUCACACCAAAUACCUGCUCGAAAACUUUCAGAGGCCCAGGGAAUAGACCUGCCAAGAGACUGCUGGGAGCUUGAUCCUGCUUCCCUUCCUCCUGAUUUGCUUAGAAUUGGUUGUGGUUGAUGAUUACUCAGCUUCUUGCUUCUAGGCCGUAUAAUGCUGCAAGCAUUGAUAUGAUCUAUGGGAACAUUGCUGAUCUCAUAUUGAGAGCUUGCUCAUGCUGGAAUUUCCUCAACCAUAUUGCAAACCUGCUCGUGGACAAGCGUCUGCUAAUAACUUAGCUGCUUAAAUGUACAGGGACCUCAAUUUCACCUGGAAUGGUAUGUACUGACUGGUAUUCACGGGUUUGGGCAAAUGCCAAGACUUCGACUAUCCCAUUUCAGCACUCCAGGUCCAAGACAGGGUUCCUGAUCAGUAACCCUGGCGAACUGGUCUUACCAUCCCUCUUCAGAUUGUGCAUCUCUCAGCAAUAUGCUUCUACCAAAAACCAUAAUUGUAGUCAUGAAUAUUCUAUAAUCAUGUAUGCCCCUUUGGAUAUGUUAGAUUGGUACAUUGAUCAUUUUCUCUUCUGAGCUUGGCAUUGCAUGUUCAUUACAGCAGCUGUUGAGCUCUCACAUACUCAAGGUGCUGUAUAACAGAUAUCACUACAGUGGAAAAUGUUCAGUGCUGCAUUUUGGUAAUUCCCAUGUGUGGUAACUGUAUUCAAUUGCCUGGUAACAAGCAUAUCCAGCAUUUCCAAGUA
Molecule: messenger RNA, 2287 nt
Organism: Musa acuminata subsp. malaccensis (wild Malaysian banana)
Lineage: Eukaryota; Viridiplantae; Streptophyta; Magnoliopsida; Zingiberales; Musaceae
Source: RefSeq, a predicted model, not a curated record